UUCGGACAGCUUCAAUCGCGUGGGCCGCCAUUUUGAUGAAUAGUUUUGUGUGGAAAUUGCAUUGAAACUUUUUCUGGAAAAAAGGUUGAUUUAUUGUUUAAGAUGUGAACAUCAACAACCAUUUUCAAGUUUAUUAUUGAAAUAAACAGAUGGACACUUCAGAAUGUGGCUGCGUAGCGAAAAACGUGUUAGAACUAGAAUAUCCUUGUGUACACACAGAAAGGGUCGCCAAAAUUUAAGAAAAGGCUGGGCUGCAAAGGCCUCUGCAAUAUCUGUUACAAAGGUUUCUCAUUCCAAGCAAUGUGAAAAAAAUGCUGCUUGUUUACAGAAAACUACAGUUGCUGAGGAAUGUAAGGAAAAUUACCAAGCACAGGUGGUCCCUCAUUUGUAUAAUCAAUUGCCAGAUGGUGACAAAACUGUAGAAACUUUUACCAACAUUAAUAAUAUAAGUGAUAUUACAACACCAAAUAAAUAUUAUGAGUUUUAUGAUGCAACAAGCUCUUAUGAAAGGACCACUGAGCCUUCAAUUUUAGAAGGCAAUCUUCCAAAGGAAAUAGAAUAUAGUUCCAUUGAAUUGGAUUCGAGCCUUAUUACAUGUUCUGAGGCGUUAACAGUAGACCCGUAUUUAGACAAAAUGCAGUUCAAUUUAACUGAUAAGAAGUCUUGUGAAUUUCAAAAGUAUGAUGUUUAUACUGAAAAAAUUUGCGAAUCUUUAUAUUAUGAUUAUCCAUCUUUAAAAAAUGAUUACUCAGAAUUGCAAAUAGACAUAGGCGACCUGAGUAAUGUAAAUACCCAAGAAUUUACAAACAUGUUGGAUGAAGAAAUAUCAAAAAAUGUUAACAUUAAUAAUGUGGUAUACGAUUAUGCAUCCAUGUAUGGAACAAAUAUGCACGAUGCCAACAUGAUUGCGAGUGUGCCUCCUCAAGAGCAUGAUCGAUUGGAUGCGCAACCAGAGCAUGUUGAGGUGGAGGAUACUUGGGAAGUUUUCGACCCUUAUUUGUUUAUAAAGCAUUUACCACCUCUUACUUUUGAAAUGCGGUCCAAGUGUCCUGCUCUGCCAUUGAAGACGAGAUCCAGUCCCGAGUUUAGUUUGGUUCUUGAUUUAGAUGAAACACUAGUACACUGCAGCCUUCAAGAAUUGAGUGAUGCAAGUUUUCACUUUCCAGUUUUGUUUCAAGACUGUUCAUAUACAGUAUAUGUCCGAACCAGGCCAUUUUUCCGGGAAUUCAUGGAGAAAGUUUCUCAAAUAUUUGAAGUCAUAUUGUUCACUGCCUCUAAGAGAGUUUAUGCAGACAAGCUUUUAAAUUUGUUGGAUCCUGAAAGAAAGUGGAUUAAAUAUCGCCUAUUCCGAGAGCAUUGUGUUUGUGUGAAUGGAAACUACAUUAAGGACCUGUCUAUACUUGGAAGGGACCUUUCAAAAACUAUUAUUAUUGAUAAUUCACCUCAAGCUUUUGGUUAUCAUCUCAACAAUGGAAUUCCUAUAGAAAGCUGGUUUGUUGACAGAACUGAUUCAGAACUUAUGAAAUUGUUACCCUUCUUAGAAAAUCUUGUUCAAAUGAAGGAGGAUGUUAGACCGCACAUCAGAAACAAGUUCAAAUUAUUCAGCUAUCUUCCGCCAGAUUAAGUACAGAAUUGCCUAGACAAUCUGAGAUAUUAUAGUAAGAGAAUACUCUGUUCUUUUUCAUUAUUAAGAAUGUUAAGUUGUUUUAAUACUACGUUAAAGUACUGACUAACUGCCACAUUAUUUUAAUGGUUUCGUUUGUAAAAAAACGUUUACGUGCCUUUUUAACAAUCGUGUUUGUAGAUUGGCCAAUUAAAUCGUGCAAUAUUUGUAACCACUUGUGAUUGAAAGAGUUUUGAAUAAACCACUCUUUGGUUUAGUUAAACAUUGAAAUUAAAUCUGCUGUUCCCGCUCAUCUAUGUAAAUAACGGGAUUUGUAUGAUAUCGAUUUGUUGGUCAGUAUUUUAAAAGUUUUUGUAGAAUAAGUGAACGCGUUUUUAUGUAAAACAGUACAAUGUCACGUUUAUCAAACACCAACUGUUUACAGCUAAACGGUGAUUUUAUUCCCUUUUUUUCAGUUUAGUUGUUUACAUCACAGCCGAACCGAAUGUUUAUUGACGUUUUCCCAUUUUAGGAGCUUAUUUAAAAAUUAAAAUUUGGUUAGCCGUAAUAUUAAACCUUGCGAUCUAUAUGGGUCUGGCUCUCUCGUUAUUUUCUCACCAUAUGACUUAAAAGUGUUUAACUUAAAAUGAGUUAUUGUUGACUAGUAAUAAUGCUUUGAUUUUUUUAAAAAUGCUAAAGAAGGCUAACUUUUUCACUAAAAAAAAUCAGUCCAGGUUGCCUGAAAAUAAUAGCCAUAAAUAAAUGAUACUUUCCUAGGGAUUUGUUUUAAUAGAAUAGUAUUAUUUACAUAAUUGAUCUGUGCAGCUGUCGAAGUGUUGUUUAGUAAUGAAUGAGACUGGUUAGCAGAUAAAGUUACCUAAAGUUUACCUUAUAUUAGGUUAUUAGGUUUAUCCCCGUCGUCCUAAAACAUCAUAAAUUUUAAGUUCAUAACUAUAGGUUUCGGUUUUAAUAGCAACAGGACUAUAGGUUGAUAACCGAAGUAAAACAUCCGAUUUUUAUUUUAUCCCGAUCUCCACUAUUGAUCUCAUUAAAUUAAAAUUAAAACAUAAUAUAAUAUAAACAUUUAAAUUUUUAAAAAUUUAAAUUUUGAACUAGAACCACGAUUUUAGCGUAUGAUUAUUUUUAGCGAGCAAAUCUUUUAUUUAAUAAAAAUAAUUUUAGGCAGCUAUAAGUAAAGUAUCUGAAUAGGAAAAGCGUAUAGUCUCACACUAGUAUUUUAAUACACAAAGAGCAAGGUAUAGAUAUUUUUUGUGGCCCUAAAUACCCAACAUAUUUUGCUAUUUAAUCCUGUUCAAUUGAAUUGCAUAUCCAAUCUCCGAAUGAGGAGGGCUGUAAAAAAGAAGUAAAACGCAAGUUGACAUAAUGAUUCUAUCAAUGUAUCAAAUAAUAUUAUUUCAACAUAAUUAUUAGGUAAUACAGGAUAGAUUUUUUUUUUGGUAACUGCUAUUUUCCCCAGAACAAACCCAGUUCUGUAUUUUCUCUUUGUCACCGCUUUUAAAAAUAUUAGCAAUAAAGAUCCAUUAAGUUUAGUAAAAAAAUAAUGAAGUUGAAAACUUGAACUACUUUUAAUAUAAGCGUAGGGCAAUGGAAAACAUUUAUUAUAUAUUUCCUUCUUAUAGCCCUCCGUUUUUCGGACGAAGUGUAACGGUAAAACGUGACAUUUACUGCUAUUAAAAGUAAUGUAAAUAUAUAGGGGAUCAAGUAAAAACUAGAGAUUUAGUAAAACUAGAGGUUUCUUGCCAUUUCAAAAUUAUAAACAAAAAGUACAUAGAAUACAUAGAUGCUGAUGCACAAACAAGCAUUUUGGUAUACAUUCAUAGGAAAAAGGCGUAUUAUAUACAAGUAUUAUAUUUCUAUGUUGUUUGUUUUAUAUUUUAUUAUUGCAAUUGCAGACCUAAUGAAAUAAAUGAUUACUCUCCAGCACAUAUUACCAGAUAUUUGUAUCAAUACGUUAUUCAAAU
Cylas formicarius (sweet potato weevil) is the source of this 3585-nucleotide messenger RNA. RefSeq lists its product as uncharacterized. The coding region runs from base 164 to 1624 and encodes 486 amino acids. The transcript is spliced from 7 exons. The record is from RefSeq and is a predicted model, not a curated record. Gene Ontology annotation, molecular function: phosphoprotein phosphatase activity. Lineage: Eukaryota; Metazoa; Arthropoda; Insecta; Coleoptera; Brentidae.